This is a messenger RNA of Trypanosoma grayi, 1185 nucleotides long. RefSeq lists its product as hypothetical. The transcript has a single exon. The record is from RefSeq and is a predicted model, not a curated record. Lineage: Eukaryota; Euglenozoa; Kinetoplastea; Trypanosomatida; Trypanosomatidae. Bases 1 to 1185 code for a protein of 394 amino acids.
AUGGAGACGGUUGUGUACGAGGACAUCCCCGACACGGCUGCGCGGGUGGAGCGGUUAAAAGUAGCGAUGCUCGCCUUUGCUGGUGUCCGUGCCGUUGCCCCUGCCGUUACAGCCAUUCUUGUUCCCGUUGAUCCAACAAAGGCAGUAUCCUCUUUGUCCUCAGGCGCGUCAGUGUCCAGCCGGGUGAGGGAGGCUUCGGAGGCCAAGCUGCGCCAGGCGUGUGCUGAUCGAGCUCGGCUUCGAACUUGGUUGCAGCGCGAGUUGGGGAUCGCAAUGGACAUUUGGGUUGUGGCGGCCAUUGAGCCACGUGACGCCGCUGCCUUAUCCACGCUCGCCAACUGGCAACUUGACCGGCACCGUUCACCGCUGCGGCAGGCAGACGCGUUGUCGCUCUCCUUGCGUGAGGUUGCCUUGCUGUGGGGGGACCAUCAGCAGCAGGCACCAAUGCUAACGCGCUUCCUCCUGCCUCAUCAGAGUCUCUUCCUCGAUAUGACGUGCUGUUUUGGUGAGGGCGGUCGCAACCUUGUGGACCCCGUUGUGUUCAGCCCACUCCGGGCAAAGCAUGUGGCGAAAGGACGGACAUGUGCUGUUGUCUACUACAAUACCUGGCUGCCACUGACGGCUACACCACGCGGGCUCGCACGACUGCAGCAGCAGUUCCGGCAAUUGGCCAGGCAUGUGCUUUCGCCGUUGCAACUGCCGCUUUGCUGCGCCUACGGUGGAUUGGUAGAGACUCUGCAACACAGUCGCGUUGUGGUGUCUUUUUCCAUAACUGAAUCAAAGGAAGAGGAAAAAGUGGAACAAGAAGGAAACGCACGCGCAACAGUUUCUGCCGCGUUACUUGCGACCCGCUCCUUGAAGGACAUCUUUAGUCUCGCUGGUUUCAUGCUGGGGCACCCGCAGGUCAACUACUAUGGCGAGGCGAAAGCGUUCUGCGCGUCCGUACAGCGGCGGCGUCGGGCUGCCGGUUUUGUCUAUACCGCGUGUCCGGUGGCGGUGGUGGCACCGAAGAAAGCAACGACAUGUGGUACGGAGGCCAAGCGGUGGGUGGCGCAAGUUUCGCCAGCCGCAUCAGGGCGAAAGCGGGGACGCGAGGAGACAACAACGGCGGCUGAGGCGCCUGCGCAGUGCGACGCGACCUGUGGGGCGGAGGAGCUGUCGUGGUGUGAAGAUGUGGGAAACUGA